This is a messenger RNA of Acyrthosiphon pisum (pea aphid), 1533 nucleotides long. RefSeq names its product 52 kDa repressor of the inhibitor of the protein kinase-like. The record is from RefSeq and is a predicted model, not a curated record. The transcript has 7 exons. The coding region runs from base 1 to 1533 and encodes 510 amino acids. Gene Ontology annotation, molecular function: protein dimerization activity. Lineage: Eukaryota; Metazoa; Arthropoda; Insecta; Hemiptera; Aphididae.
AUGGAAGAGCAAAAAGGUAGAAGGGGCGCCACAGCUGACGACGGCUGCACUCAACAAAUUGAGUGCUAUAAAUCAAGCUUAAAGAAUCUUCGUGGCCAAGGAUACGAUGGUGGCUCAAAUAUGUCUGGUAGAAAAAAUGGUGUACAGGCACUCAUUUUAGAAGAUCAGCCUUUGGCAGUAUAUACCCAUUGUUUCAAUCACCGAUUGAAUUUAUGUAUUUCCAAAGCAUGCGAAGUACAAGCUAUUAGAAAUUUGGUUGAUGAUUCAAUACCAGCCCCCUCAAAAACAAAACUUAAAGCCUUGUGCGCUACCCGGUGGGUUGAACGACAUGAUUCUAUUCUAACUUUUCGAGAACUUUAUUCAUAUAUUAUUUUAACUUUAGAAGAACUGGAAAAGAUGCCUGACUCUGGGACUGCAUGUAAAUCAAUUGGUUUCAGUGCAAGUAUUAAACGAAGUAAAUUUUUAAUAUCUUUAGAAAUUGUAGCUAACUUAUUUUCUUAUACUAAAACGUUAAGCUUAGUACUACAAAGCCCUAAAUUGGAGUUGUCUAAAGCUUUUUCUCAUGUUAAGAAUGUAAUUGAUGUUAUGGAUGAUAUUAGAGAAAAUUCUAUAUCCAAAUUCGAAACAUAUUUUAAAAAUGCUUCUGAUAUGGCAGCUCUUGUUGGUGAGGAAAUCAGAAUACCUCUUUUAUGUGGACGUCAAACAACACGAUGUAAUAUUCAAACGACUGAUCCAAUAGAAUGGUAUAGGAUAACCAUUUUUUUACCUUUUAUUGAUCAUUUGAUUUCCGAACUAAAAUUAAGGUUCAAUGAAAAGUUAAGUGAAAUAAUGCCUUUAGAAGGAUUAAUUCCUACACAUAUUGAUAAAUAUGAUGAAUCAAAUAUUAUUAAAGCUGCGAUGAUAUAUAGUGAAGAUUGGUCAGGUCAAAAAUUGGAUAUACAAUCAGAAAUAUCAAUCUGGAAGAAAAAGUGGCACAAUAUUCAAACUAUGAAACCCGAUACGGUGAUCGAAACAUUAAAUCACUGUGAUGAAUUUUUUCCUAUCAUUAAACCAUUAUUACAUUUAUUUGCUACCAUACCAGUUACUACAGCUAGUGCAGAAAGAAGUUUCUCUUCAUUAAGACGUCUAAAAAAUUAUUUGAGCAAGUUUCGAGUGUGUGCUGCACAUUUUCAUGAAACUGAUAUAAUUAGAACUUGGGUUUCAGGACAAGGGCUUUUAACAUAUUCUAUUUGUAUGAAAAUACUGAAACUGCGACAAGGUUCCAUUCCUUUCCUAGCAAAUAACAAAUUAAUAUUGGAUGAAUCUGAACAUAAUCAAUUAUCAAUCAUAAGCUAUAAGGACUUCAACAUAAAACAUGACCAUAGUUAUAGUUCAGAUUCUCCAGUAAAGAAAAAAAUGAAACUUGAUAGUUUCAACAGUGACAAUAUAGCACCUGGGCUACAAAGCACAUCACUUUUCUAUACUGCUUUAAAUUACCGAAUUAAAGUACCACUAAAAUGGUUUAUUGAUAUACAUAUGUCUGAUAUAGAGUAG